AUGAGUUCAAGGACAUCUGAUAAUGGGAGAGAAUCUUCAAGGGGUUCAGAAGGGAUUUGGCACCCUACCCGCGAAUGGCCGGAAGAUGACGAGCAGAAUGCCGAAUACCACGCCGCACUAGAGACGUCCAGGGACGAUGACGCACAGGACGACAACAUAUCCAAUGAAGACCAUUCCCACAUCAGCAUCGGAAACAUUCAGAUUGAGCUUACAGCGGAUGAUUCGGACGAGAGUGAGGAUACAGACGACCUGAAUGAGGGGCAUACACGCGUCCCAGCUUCCCGAUUGUUCGAGCUGCUUGCAUCCAGUGGUUUACAACAUAUCCUCCAAGCCAACGGCUGGCCGACCGCCAUGGAAGAAGAACAAGAGCAGCUGGAAAAUGAAGACGAUGAGUUAAGCGACGAGGAUUUCAUGCCCAUAUUCCGAAAUCGCCUUCGAGCCAGACGAUCCACAGAAAGGGUUACACUUCCACCAGUUCCUAACCCGGAGGGCAAGAAGUUGAUGGGCGAAGGCCAUUUUGGAACUGACCAAUUCUACGGCGAUCGGCUCAGACAGCGCAAGAAGUUCUUAGCGACAAGCCUGAUGUGGCGAGAACUAGGCAUUGAUACCGAUGGAGUUCGGAAACGAGCUAGUCAAUCCAUCUCCCAGGGCCUCAUUCCAAGUUCGACUGCGGAUAAGAUCAUUCACUAUGAGACGCGAAGUUAUUCAGGCCAGUUCUCGGAUGACGGGAAUUUCUUUUUCUGCUGUGCACAAGAUUUCAAGGUUCGGAUGUACGACACAUCCAAUCCCUAUGACUGGAAAUAUUACAAAACCGUCGAUUAUCCGUUUGGUCAGUGGACCAUCACCGAUGCAACGCUGAGCCCCGACAACCGCUUCCUUGUCUAUAGCUCAAUACGAAGCCAGGCAUAUAUGGCCACGACAGACCCGGAGGACAAUUCAGACCCUACCGUUUUAGAUAUGUCUACUCCACCAGGCCAAAGUAGAAGACGGGGCUGGGGUGGUUCACAUUUUGGAAUCUGGUCUCUUCGAUUCUCCGGAGACGGACGUGAGGUUGUCGCCGGUACAUCAGAAGACUCGGUCAUCGUUUAUGAUCUAGAAACACGACAACCAGUUCUAAACCUACGGGAUCGACAUCAGCAUCAUGUUAAUGCUGUUUGUUACGGCGACACGUCAUCACCACACAUCCUGUACUCUGGAUCGGAUGACACGACAAUUCGAGUUUGGGAUCGACGGUCAAUGGGUGAUGGACGUGAAGCCGGUGCCUUUAUGGGCCACACUGAGGGAGUGACUUACGUUGACAGCAAGGGCGAUGGUCGAUACGUCUUAUCCAACAGCAAAGACCAAACUAUGAAGCUUUGGGAUCUGCGCAAGAUGAUGACAUCCGCCGAUAUGGAAAACAUCGAUCCAGUCGACUAUACAACAGGCUUCGAUUACCGGUUCGAGCAGUAUCCAGACCAAUAUCGCAGAAAUGCCAAGAAUGACUGCUCUGUUGUUACAUACCGGGGUCACCGAGUCCUCAAAACCCUGAUCCGCUGUCACUUCUCGCCACCGGGAAGUACAAACUCACGCUAUGUUUACAGUGGCAGUGAGGAUGGCAAGGUUUAUGUCUACAACUUGGAUGCUACCCUAGCCGGCACCAUUGAUGUUGGCCAAGCCACGCUUAAUUCUCGGCCACGUGAUCCAGAUGCCUAUGCUACAGCAUAUGAGAUGAGCGGAGAGAUGAUAUGGAGGACUUGCGUUCGGGAUGCAAGCUGGCAUCCAAGUGCCCCAGUACUAGCAGCAACUUCUUGGAAUGGCUGGGGCUUAUCUACUGGCACUUGUACCGUGCAUUCUUGGAAUGCCGGUGCUGCUAAAGACGAGGGAGACCCACCGAUUGGAAAGAGUUAUGACGAUAGACUACGAUAUAUCCCCGAAUUCGACGAAUACCGCGAGAACGCACCAUAUGGUCGACCCCGGCGUCCAUUGCGCAGUCGGCCUGUUCGUAGAUGGGUUGGUGAAACGGAAUCAGAGGAUGCAAUGUGGUAA
Messenger RNA from Penicillium griseofulvum, 2025 nucleotides. RefSeq names its product WD40 repeat domain-containing protein. Bases 1 to 2025 code for a protein of 674 amino acids. Gene Ontology annotation, molecular function: protein binding. Lineage: Eukaryota; Fungi; Ascomycota; Eurotiomycetes; Eurotiales; Aspergillaceae. Gene Ontology annotation, cellular component: Cul4-RING E3 ubiquitin ligase complex. Gene Ontology annotation, biological process: proteasome-mediated ubiquitin-dependent protein catabolic process. The transcript is spliced from 6 exons. The record is from RefSeq and is a predicted model, not a curated record.